This is a messenger RNA of Toxoplasma gondii ME49, 8540 nucleotides long. RefSeq names its product Pumilio-family RNA binding repeat-containing protein. Gene Ontology annotation, cellular component: cytoplasm. Gene Ontology annotation, biological process: post-transcriptional regulation of gene expression. Lineage: Eukaryota; Apicomplexa; Conoidasida; Eucoccidiorida; Sarcocystidae. The transcript has 11 exons. Bases 906 to 5936 code for a protein of 1676 amino acids. Gene Ontology annotation, molecular function: mRNA binding. The record is from RefSeq and is a predicted model, not a curated record.
GCGUCAAGGUUAUAGGUCUCUACAGAAAUCAUUCGAUGGAUAGGCCUACACUUAGAUGACCGGCACAAGUGUCAGAGCAGCUCUGAAGACGAUCAUAAGCGCUCUCAGUAAGGCUUGCAAUUUUCGUUUACCCUGGAUGUCCGAGCGACACUUGAUGCAGCCCGGAAAACUGAAGACCUCACCGGCGGACGUUGAGACACUCAUAGUGUAGUCGGAUCUGCGAUGCGAUGAAAACUAACAAACGGCAGCCUUACAUUUUGCCUUAAAAACAUUCUGUUUAUCUCUUGAGGCUGCGGUAACGAACUCUACGUGCGACAUGUCCUCGGAAGAACUCGUAGGCACAUAACUAGUUGUUCGGAGACGGCCAUGGGAACUCCCUCAUGAGGCUAUGUACCGCGAAUCGGCCAACCUGGUUUUUCGUGAUCGUUUUGGUGUUGAAUCGCUUACCACUGUGAUCCGUCAUCACGGGGAGUCGGUUUUAAUGACGUCAGAAGACAGCCUUUCUUACCCAAGUCGAGCUGUCCGCUGUUUUAGGGGCUGUACAGCAGGCGGUUGAUACCACGUUUUUUCUGCGGACGACGGAAGAUAACUAAAGGCAACAGUGGCCAACCGGGCCGCACGCUCCCGUCACCACGACGUCGCUCCCUCUAAAUUUUUGAUAGAGGCCACCACCCCUCCGGAGCUCUAGUCUCGUCUCUUUGCAGACUCUGUCUGGGUUUCUGGGGCCGGACGUUGCCUGCUGACGACGUAAACAAUCCCUCCGUCCUUAGGUGGAAGGAACGUGGGGAGAGUGCUGGCAGAGCGUGCCGGCAGCGGCGCUGCCAGGUGACACUUCCACGAAAUCUGUCUUUGUUAGCAUAGUUUGGAAGAAUGCUGUGGGAUUGGUCCACGUUUCUAUCCACAGCAUGCCUUUUGUACUUUAUCACCGGCGAGAAGUUUUGUCGGACCCGGCUGAGCGCAGCAGAUACUCCGUACAUGAAGCGGUUCGUGAAGUAAACGUGCACACCCGCAGCACUCCGGCGAGACUGGAAGAAUUUCUGAAGGAAAUGCUGACUUGUUUUACCUCUCUUUCUCCUCGACAGCCCCCCUCAGAAGCCGUGCGGUCGCCCUACCUCCCGCGCGUCGGCGCAACCAUGAGUCUCGGCAACCUCGAGGCAUGCUCCCCUGCGGCAGGGUGUAGGGAAGGGAGGAAGGUUAAUUUCUGCUCAGCAGCAAGUGGACCUGGCAAUGAGGGGAACGCAGUGACAAGCCCUUCUGCCUUCCCUUCGUCUACCAUGGCGUCUCCGGUCCUCACUGCCGUGAGCUCUGUGACCACCCCGCCCUGCCAGGGACUAGUUUCCGGGGGUUUGGACAUCUCCCCUGUUUGCGGAUCGGGGGGCUUGUCUCCCAGUGCUACCGAGAAACGCACUUCCUUUUUCCAGCCAUUCGAUGGGGAGAUUCCUCGUCCUACCUCCGCGCCGCCUCACCUGGAGAAAUCCUCCUCGACGCUCUUCGCCUUCCCUCCUAGCGGAUCAACCCCCAACCGCCUAAUCGAUAUCCGCUGCGACGAACUGUACCAGGAAUUCUACAGGAACCUGUCCCAGACGAAUCCGAAGCUGCCAAAGCCUUUGGAAGAGGACCAGUCUUUCCUAGAUCUGGCUUCACAGAAGAAAGACCGUCGUCGCAGCACGCGUGCGGCAGGCUACUACAAUGGACCCAACCGGGAGAUCCGAGGCGGUACGAGCAGCGCCGCGAACGAUGGGAUCUCCUGCUGUCCGUCGCUGUCUUCCUCUUUCUCCGCGACCUCUCGCGGCAAUGUGGGUGCGGGGGUAACCCAAGAUGAGGAAGAAGGAACGGCUUCCAGGCACCUCCCAUCGGCAGCCGCAGUGAACGCAGCGGCUCUCGCGCUAGUCGACGAGUUGCAGCAUUGCCAGGACACUGCAAACUUGGUUUCCACCAGAGCCCUGAGUCUAGCGGUAUUGGCUGCAGCAGGGGGCGUCCCAGGGACUUCAGGUCCAGUUGUAGAUGGGGCAGCAAGAGGCGGAGGGAAGGCAGCGGAGGAGACUGAACAGUCGCCAGCCAACUUAUCAGCUGCUGCAGCCGCUGCCCUCCUGCAGGACGCGCACGCUGCCUGGAAAGAAUCCGGAGGAAAUGCAGCUCUGCUCCCUAUGGUGCAAAAAUGGACCGAGGCGAUUUUGAAUCGUUGCCCCGAUGCGCAGAAUGGCGGCCCGAGUCCGACGAGCACAACCACGGGGGUUUCGGGGAGCAACACAACGUCGAGCAGCCACCAUUAUCAGCAGCGAAGUUCGAUAACGACAAGUUUCUGUUCUGACGGUCCUUCAGGGGACGGCUCUGUGGGUGCUUCCAGUUUGCGUUCCUCUCAGAGAAACCGGUCGCCCCCGCCUGCAUCUUCGCCGAAUUCGAUGGUGUUUUCGUUUCCCAUUUCCACCAACAUUUCCCCGUCUUCACGCGGUCGGGCCGGUGACAACGUCAGCAUGGACUCCAGGAGUUGUCAUCUGGAGGUGGACGACAACGGAUCUGGCCGCCGCAGUCGAAGCGUUUCCCACGACCGCAGUUCUCGCAAUCGUCCCAGUGGCUUUCCGUGUGAGGAUGAAAGUUUGCGUCUUCCGAAGCAUGCGAGCCUCUCCGCGUCUGGAACGCCGCUUGCAUCGGUGGAUGACGUUUCGCCUGUCGGGGCCCAUCCGGGGGCUUCGCCUUCGUCGUCUGGACUGGUCAUGGACGGAGGGUUCACAGGCUUUCUUGCGUCACCUGGAGUCUCAUCCGCGUCAGAAAGCAUCCCUGCGUCUGGGGGACAGUCUGUGUCAGGCGCACUGGGCAGUCAGGGACAGGGUCGCGCGGCCUUGACGGCGACACAGCAACAGGAACAGCACUUUCUUCAGGCAGUCUCUGCUCUACGAGGCUCUCCAGCGUCUCAAGCUGCGUUUCUCGCAGAUGCAGAUCCCGUCAUUCUUGCGGCUGCAGCAUCAGGUGGCCUUUCGGGGGUCCUGCACCCCGCGCUCUCUGUGGGAGGGCAUCUGCCGGCUAACCCUGCGGCGGCGGUCGCGCUGCUUUCUGCGAUGGCAGGGGCUGCAGGGACGUCGUCGCCGGAUGGGCCCUUGGGGCUUCAGCACGUCUCCAGUCCAGCGAUGGGGCCUCUCGGGCUUGACUCUGGAUUCGCGCAUGCGGCGAACAGCAGCACUGCUGGUGGGGGUGCAAACGUAGGUGCGGGAUCCCUCCCGCAUUCGGGUGCCAGCGGGGAUGCCAACGCCGCGGCGAUGAUGCAUGCGCUCAACCUAGCGGUUCUUGGGCAAGCGUUCAAUCACCGAUCCAGGGAAGCACAGGGAGAUGAGAACAACGACGCAGAAGCAGGACAGGCAGCCAUCCCAGUUCAGACACCGGGGGCCGUCACAGCAGCGGCAGCGCAAGAGGCCGCUGGAAAUGUACAGCUAUUGUCUUCUGUGUUGUAUCCACUCUUGAAUGCGCAAGCACCGGCAUCGUUGGGGAUGUUGGGAGGUGCGACAGGCCCGGUCUCUUCGCACUCAGCCCCACCAGGCAUGGUGCUGGGUGCUGCAAGAGACCCGCGGGGAAGCAUGCCCUGCAUGGUCGGGACGGCGUCUUCGCUGGGAGGACAUGACUUGUACUUUGGAGGUCUGCAACACCAGAGAGGCCCCUUAGGCGUCGGUGACCAGAAUUUGCCUCCUGCAGCGGCUGCCUUGCUUGCAACCGCGACGAGGCUUUCUCACGGUACGCCUCCUGGUCUCGGCCUUUCACCCGCAGUUGCUCCUCUCCCAGUUCCUCAAGGCGUUGACGUUCACGCGAAUUUCCUUCACCAGCAGCGCGCUGCAUCGGCGGCGGCUCAUCAGACAGCCGCGGGGGCUGGCAUGCAUGCAUCUGGAUGGGCCGCCGUUGGUGGGACUAGCUCGUCAACGGGCACCACCCCUGCCGGUGCGAAUGCGAAUUCACGCCAGAUGUGUCUUCUGUCGGCACAAGGCCUGGAAUCUACCGGCACAGAUGCGCACUUCCGAGCCCAAGCAAACCUGCCUUUUGGCAACUACUACCAGACUGUUGAGAGAGACGUGAAACAGACAAGAGCGUCUGGUUUUCCUCAAGGAUCUGAUGUGAAGAGUAAUAGUGGGCGCAGCCGAACGGGGCGGCUGGACGCUCGUGGGAAGAACGGGGGCCAAGCGCAGCAGCGUUUCUUGGGAGGGUUUCAGGGAGACAGCCUCGAUGGGCGUUCCAAAGCGUCUUCCACUGGAGCCACUGCCAAUGGCAAAAUCGGAGCGGGAGGCAGAAAAGGCGACUCAAAAGAGGACGUGGUGGGUAGACUGGCGGGCGUCGAAGGCUUGGCGACAGUCACAGGAUGUGGCCCGAAUGGUCCAGGCACGCUGACAGUCGCCGCUGCAGAGGACCUUGUGUUUGGCAACAAGUACAAGGGCAACAUUGAAAUGAUCGCUCGCGACCAGAUUGGAUGCCGGAUGCUUCAGCGGAAACUGUCGGAAGCGAGUCCAGAAGAGGUGGAGGCCAUCCGCCUAGAGGUUCUUGAGUGCGUCGUAGUGCUUCUCGUCGAUCCGUUCGGAAACUACCUUGUACAGAAGGUGGUCGAGGAGUGUGAGGAGCCGCAGCUGCUGCAGCUGGUUAGGAAGAUCCGCCCUCGCCUCGUCGACAUCUGCCUCAGCCCUCACGGGACACGAGCGGUUCAGAAGCUCAUUGAAGUCUGCGCUGGACUGCCGGCCGGCAGUGCGGCGACGAAUGAACUGUUGGCGGCCUUGCGACCUUCCGUCGUUCUCCUCGCCAAGGACGUGAACGCAAAUCAUGUCGUUCAAAAGAUCCUUUCCUCGUUCCCAGCUUCGCGGUGUGACUUCGUUUUUGCCCAAGUCAAGAAGAACUGUGUGGAAAUCUCCACAGAGCGCCACGGCUGCUGCGUCAUGCAGCGGUGUAUCGAUGCGGCACCGCCACGGGCGAAGAGUGAAAUUCUUCAGGAAAUCGCCGCUAAUGCGCUCGAGCUCAUGCAAGACGCGUUCGGCAAUUACGUCGUGCAGUGCGUGCUGGAUCUCCAAAUUGAAGGAUUCAACGGCGCUGUCGCAGGGGCAAUUCGUGGUCACAUCCGUGAACUUUCUAUGCAAAAGUUCUCCUCAAACGUCGUUGAAAAGUGUUUGGUGCUUGGCACUCCGGAGCAACGGAAUCUGAUUGUUGACGAAUUGCUGGCAGAAGGCGAUGGUCUCAAGGACCUGCUCCUUGACUCGUAUGCGAACUAUGUCAUUCAGCGUGCCCUCACGGUUUCCUCUCCAGCGGCUCAGCAGCAACUUCUUCUCGCCAUUCAGCCCUGCCUGUCUCAGUUGCGCCAGACACAGCCCGGGAGUCGCGUGGCUCACAAACUUGUGAAGAAAUUCCCCAACAUCCUUGCUCCGGCGUCAGCGACAUGCGUAGCAGGCGGCGACAGCAUCUCAGGUUUCAGUGACGAGGCAUCGAAGAAGGCACUUCGGGGUCAAGCGAAGGCGGCCGCCGCGUUGAAGGGAGUAACUGGAACCAACGGAGUUAGCCAGCGUGCCGGUACCGGUUCCCGCUCGAAGAAGAAGGAGAAGGCUGAUAAAAGUUGUGAGAGGAAAGGGUCGACGCCGGCGACGACGAAAUCAAGGCGAAGGCGCGAGGAAACGGCCCAGUUUCACAGCCGGUUGGUGACUGAAAACGAAGCGGUGGAGGUCGUCGAGAAACGAGAGGCGUUGGAUAUCUCCAAAGAGCUGCAGUCGGUAAUGACAUCCGUGGCCAGGCGAAACGUUAUGGAAGUUACCAAGGCGUGUCCAAUCACCUCUUUGUCUGUCGGUCCAGCUGUCCAUGCCCAGAGCUGCCAGAGGAUGUCUCUUGAAGGGAAGGGUCGUUCAGCGGCGGGCAAGUUGAAAGAAGAUCAUUCACGAGAGACGGACACCAGCCCGGCAAUGAUUGCUGUCGAUGGGAUGUAGUGACUUCUUGCUUGACGCGGGGAGCGUCAUGCACAGCACGUUAUUCACAGAUCGACAAAAGACGUGAUGGGUGUGUGUUUACGGUAAAAAAGCCCACGUUUGUUGGACUUCACGCAAUAUUACCUUUUCCAGUUGAUACGGUAGUCCAGAUACCAGUAUCGGCAAUACUCGUGCACAAUAAAUAGUAACAGUUUGUGUCCUCCGGUGAAAUAGGAGGCGCUCCUUCCUUUGAUGGUUCGCUCUGUUGAGCCACUUUCCUUCGAGGCGUGGAGUGUCGUGGAGUGUAAAACAUAAUCGGAGUAUUAUGUUGCUGAUGUCAUGCACUGGGGGCUGCUGAACGCUGCUUCUUCAGUCUGAGACCUCAUCCAUGGAGCAUUAAAUGUGGGGUAAAGAGGGAAUAUCAUGUAUGUGGUUGUAAGGGAUGGUUCUGAACCAAGUCCCAGCUGUACCGACGUCGUACCAUCCCUUGAAGGAGCCCCCAAAGUGUACAAUAUGGCUCCUCUCAUGUGCUUGUACGUUUCGACUGCACACAGAGCCACAUUUAUCUGUACGUGGUGCGUGCGGUAGAGAAGUACCGUGAUGAGCCUGUUGACGUGACGUGAUUACAUACCCACGUAGCACAACACCGGGUAUGAGUUAGCUUUCGCUGUUUUAAAUUUUGUCCCGAAUGUGUUUUCAAUCCGGUCAAGCGUUCCGAAAGAACUUCUCGUCUUCAGGGCAGUGUGGAAUGGAUGACGCGUCAGGUAUGCGUGUUGUGUUGUUGUACUUGGUUCUCUGCGACUAGCUCAGGGGGUGUUACACAAUUUACUGAUAACUAUACAACACUUCCGAAUCACGAGAAGAGUCCGCAGGAAGAACUCGUUGUUUAGAUGUCUCGUCACCCUGAUGGUCCGGUUCUUGUCAAUGGAAAAGUUCUUGGACAGUCACAGUGCUUUGAAGGACGCGCUCCGGUGAACACAUGGUAAUCCACCCAGUGAUUGUCAACUCAUCAGGUGGCUACUAAUGAGUUGUCGCGUUUGUUGCGUGUUGCUGUUGUUUUGCGCCACAUUUACGCAUUUCCCCUCGCUGGUUGGAUAUUGUUUUGUAUGUGGAUGGUUACUUUUUAUUUUUGUCAAGGCCCCUGUGGUCCUACAGACUUUCUACUGGUAGACAUCUGUGUGCAGUAUCUGCGAACUUGCGACAUCUUGUCUAGAGUCGGCUGCGAUCUAUAGGUGGGCAACGAGAACGCUUGGUUUUUCGAGUGAUAUUUCACUGCCGUUCUGUGAACUGCUGGUAGAAUAUUAUUGAUUUUUUGACGCAUCCUUGAGAUUUAAGACAGGUUCACACCGCUAGGUGAUGUGCUGCUACCGUCCGUCGCAGCAGUUUCUGUGAUACAGUUCAUGCAUGUGUCCUUCGCUGUGUCGACUCGUGGCUGUAGUCACAAACACAUAGACGAGUUGCAUGACGCCGGUUAUACAUCGCGCCAAUUGAAUUGUACACGGGGAUCAAUGCGGUUCCUCGUUAGCCAGAGUAUACAUCAUUGUUUGAGCCUGUGCUCGAGAGUACAGUUUCAGUGAGAUUCAAUUCUGUCGUAGAUACUCGAAGCCUGUUGACUGUUUGGAGCUAAUGAAUGGAUGGAGAUUCAGGCUGAGAGUGCUGGCGGAGUGGCCUGUUUUUUUCUUCAAUUUUUUAUGAAUCGAUGUGGCACUGUGUGUGGCGUUGUCGCGAUUUCAUCGCCCGUUUUGGUGUCAAGAAAUACGACUGGAAGGUUUUUCUGAUAUAGCGGUUGGGGGAGGGGGGAAGGCGGCGGAUUGUCCCGCAGUGCGUUGUGCCGUCUUGUACGUGCGCCGCCACUCUGUUCACCCGCCCGCGAAUCACCAUGCGGACUUCCAUGCCAGAACAUGACCGUUCGUGCGUGCGUAUUGAGUUCGUCUCAGUUGUGGACGGGGCGCUGCACGGUGCCUUGAGUGGUUAGAAUUUUACCGUGGUAACACGUUUCAUACAAUGAAAAGCCUGUUUUUUUGUUUUCUCCAGCAACAUGCUGGUCCUAAAAGAAGCUGUACUCGGUAAUAAGUGGGGGCGCGAUUCCGUGUUCCAUCGAUUGCAGCAGAAACUUGAGGGUUUAGAUAGCGACUACCGCAUAACGAUAUACCAGUUGUGUAGCAACUCUAUUUUGCUCAGUGGGCGCGCCAAAGCAGUUGCACCCGACCACCAAUCAGGAGAGGGAACGUGCUGGCGUUUUCGGUAACAUCGAGAAACGAGUAUCGAAUACUGUGUUUGGGUUCCAAGGCAUGAAGGUCUCUGGAAAAUCGGCGGGAGGGCGGCGGAAUUUUGCUUGUAAUGGAGGAGAGACAUGCUGGUGUGUAUCAGGUGUGUGGGCAGUUGCUUUGGCUUUUGCUUUUUUUAAUGCUGCGGAAGCCAUUAGAGCAAGACAGACUCAGUGCUGAUGCAGAGAAACAUGCCUUACGUGUUGACGUUUUCGUUGUGACUUCCGGCUAACCCACUUCUAGUAAUUGGUUGUGGCAGACUGGGAGAUUAUCUUUUGUAGGAUAUCCGCGUCGCCAAUUGAGACCGAAAGCUUCAAAAUGAAACCAAGAAACGUCUGCGCUGAUCUGUAAUUGUAGC